Molecule: messenger RNA, 1025 nt
Organism: Pelodiscus sinensis (Chinese soft-shelled turtle)
Lineage: Eukaryota; Metazoa; Chordata; Testudines; Trionychidae
Source: RefSeq, a predicted model, not a curated record
CCACGGGCGCGGGCAUUUCUCAGGGCGGCCGCGGUGCGCCCGGCGCCUUCCGCUACUAAGGGCCAGAGGACUCGGAGCUGCGGGGCGACCGCCGCCUGUCGCCGAGCAUGGAGCGGAGUUACCUGCUGGCAAUCCCUUCGCUUCUGGCUGCGUUCUCCCUGCUGCAGCGCUCCAGCUCCGCCGCCUCCUCCGUUGCCGCCGUCGCCGCCUCGGCCAAGGAGCUGUCGUGUCAGGAGAUCACCGUGCCCCUGUGCAAAGGCAUCGGCUACAACUACACCCACAUGCCCAACCAGUUUAACCACGACACGCAGGACGAGGCGGGGCUGGAGGUGCACCAGUUCUGGCCGCUGGUGGAGAUCCAGUGCUCGGCCGACCUGCGCUUCUUCCUCUGCAGCAUGUACACCCCUAUCUGCCUGGAGGACUACAAGAAGCCGCUGCCGCCCUGCCGCAGCGUGUGAGAGCGGGGCAUGGCCAGCUCCAUCUGCUGGCUCAUCCUCUCCCUCACCUGGUUCCUGGCCGCCGGCAUGAAGUGGGGCAACGAGGCCAUCGCCGGCUACGCGCAGUAUUUCCACCUGGCGGCCUGGCUGCUGCCUAGCGUCAAGUCCAUCGCCGUGCUGGCCCUCAGCUCCGUGGACGGCGACCCUGUGGCCGGCAUCUGCUACGUGGGCAACCAGAGCCUGGAGAACCUGCGGGGCUUCGUGCUGGCGCCGCUGCUCAUCUACCUGGCCAUCGGCUCCAUGUUCCUGCUGGCCGCCGCUGCCGCGGCGGGCGGACUGGGGGGAGGCGGCGGCGGCUCCAUGUACAGCGAUGUCAGCACUGGCUUAACGUGGAGAUCGGGCACCGCCAGCUCGGUGUCGUACCCCAAGCAGAUGCCCUUGUCUCAAGUGUGAGAGGGGGAGCGGCCAAGGGCAGGGAGCGUGGGGCGCUGACCUGUAUGAAAUGCUCCUUCGCUGUUUGGUGCCAUUAAUGAACCCCUAAUGGUCCCCAUUAGCUGCCGCUUGUGCAGAACAAUGCAGCCGGUAGAG